CACCUGCUGGGAACACAUCUGUUAAGGAGUAUCCGUCAGGAGCCCAACCAGAAACAUGGCCUUCGCGUUGUCCGAGGAUCAGUUUCGGUGCAGCAUCUGUCUGGACAUCUUCAACAACCCUGUCUCUAUCCCAUGUGGGCACAACUUCUGCCGGGGAUGCAUCAAACGCUUCUGGGAUACCAGACAUAAGUGUGCGUGUCCACUGUGCAAAGAGAACUUUGAAACCCGUCCAGAACUCAGGAUUAACAUAGACCUAAAAGACAUCACUGAGAAAUUUAAAGGGUCUUUGGAGGGCAAGCCACCUUACAAGCCGGCUCCACCAAAGAGGAUUUUCCCGAAACAAAUUUCUUUUGAAGUUUUCUGUGAUGUCUGCCAUGAGACCGUUAUGGCGGCCAAGUCGUGCCUCGUCUGCCAGGUGUCUUACUGUGAAGUUCACCUGACGCCUCAUCUAAGGGAUCCAAUUUUGACGAAGCACAGACUGACAGAUCCGGCCACCUUUGCCACUAGUCACCUCUGCAGAAGUCACAACCAGCUCCUGGAUAUGUUUUGCAAAAGGGAACAGAUACCUGUCUGUAUGCAAUGCAGAAGGAGCAACCACAGACACCAUCAGAUCGUCCCGCUUGAGAAGGAGAGCAGGAGAAUCAAGACUCAGUUGAUGAUGGUUGAAGCUGAGUAUCAGCAGAUGGUCAAAGACAGACUCAAAAAGCUUGCAGAGAUCAAGACCUCGGGGGAGCUGAGCAAAGCAAAUAAUGAACAAGAGAUACAAACAAGCAUUGAAGUCGCCACCACGGUGAUAAGCAUCAUUGAGAAAAACCAGGCUUCGCUCAUUGAGGAGAUCGAGCAGAAGCGGUCGGCAGCUGAGAGGGAGGAGGAAGAGCUUGUCAAUGAGCUUGGGCGGGAAAUCAAUGAAUUGCAGGGGAGACAAAGUGAGCUGCAACACCUGGAGCAAACCGAUGACCCUCUUCAUCUCCUGCAGAGUUUCCCCUCUCUGAUUACUCCACUGUUCACCAAGGACUGGUCCCAGGUCAGUGUCCAGUCGGACAGCUGCAUAGGGACAGUGAGGAGAGCAUUCUCCAAGCUGGUGGACGUGUGCCAGCAACUUGAAAAGAAACUGUCUGCAGACGAAAUUAGGAAGGCAACUCGGUAUGCAGUGGAUGUGUCUCUGGAUCCAGUGACUGCCUCGGGUUGGCUGUGUCUGUCCCCAGAUGGGAAACAGGUGAGCCUCAGCCUCCAGCAGAAGAAAUCCUCCCCCCCUGAUGACCCCCGCAGGUUCGACUCCUGCGUCUCCGUCUUGGGGAAACAAAGCUUCACGUCUGGGAAAAGUUACUGGGUAGUUCAGGUUGGAGAUAAAACAGACUGGGAUCUCGGUGUGGCCAAGGAGUCCAUCAACAGGAAGGGGUCCAUCACAGUGUGUCCUGACAACGGUUACUGGGCAAUCUGCCGACGAAAAGGCGGCAGCCUCAGUGCCUGUGCCGGCCCCUCCGUCACAAUCCACCUCCAGGAACCCCCCCAGAAAGUCAGCGUCUUCCUGGACUACAAUGAAGGAAUGGUGUCCUUCUACGACGCAGAAGCAAAGACUCACAUUUACACUUACAGCAGGUGCAACUUCACUGAGCCCCUAUACCCGUAUUUGAACCCCUGUCUCCAUGACAACGGGAAGAACACCGCCCCGCUGAUUAUCUGUCCUGUUGAGGUUGGGCUCGCUGAGGAGAUUGACAGAUUUUGAAAGGGAAACUCAGGGCUUGUUUGAACGGCAAAGUCAACGCACAUUUCCUUAUCUGUCAUGCAUGUACAGGUUAUUACAUCACCGCUGUCCAAAGGUCAGAUAGGUAUCCUUCUACAACAGGAUUGUCCUACAACAAUCCUGUUUUAACAUGUUAUGUUUCUGUAUAUACGUGUGGUUGUCAUUUUCCUUAAAAAGACAAAUAUACAGCUUUAAUUUGAAAGAGUACAUUGAUCAGUCAAAUGUAGUCAUAUAUAUAUAUAUCAGAGAACAAACAAACGUGGUGUAUCAUACCUAACUUUGGAGCAUUAUCUAGCCUCCUUUACGUUUCUAUGCCAACAUGAUCAAUUCUGCUGUGCUUGACAAAUUUGACUGUGCAGUGUGGGAGCAGAUCAUUUUGACGAUGUCACUAUAACUUGUUGAUUGCCAGACAUUAUUGACACAUGCUGCUAAUUAUCAAACGUCUUGAUGCAAAACAGCUGUGAAGGAUUGUUAGUCAGUGUGAUCGAAUUACUUCAGACCCUGUAUCUGUGAGGUGUUUACUGUACAUUUUGUCAGCCCCUACAUAUGAACAUGAGAUUAUAAGGGUUCUGCAAGCAGCUAAGAAAGGUAAAGCUUAUGGAUAUGAUGGGGUGCCAGUUGAUGUACUGAAAAAUGGUAACACACUGAAUAUUCUAUAUAGGCUUUUUAAUUAUUGAUUUUCAAAUGGUGUGGUGCCAGAGUUCUGGAAGUAUGGUAUUAUUAACCCCAUCCCCAAAGCUGGGGGAACAGAUAACAGAAUACCUCUUAAGUACCGGGGAGUCACUUUGACAUCUUCUGUAUAUAAACUGUUUUGUUCUGUGCUGUAUAAUCGUAUUGCGGAGUGGGCAGAGGCUAAUGAUAUUAUAGCAGAUGAGCAAAACGGGUUUAGAAAGAAACGGAGCUGCCUCGAUCAUAUUGCUACCUUAACUACAAUCAUAGAUGCAAGGAAAAAGUUGAAGAAAGCUACUUUUUGUUCCAUCAAUCCAUCAAUGCCCCUGUCUGAGUUUAGUUUCUCCUGUGGCUCGUUUUCUUUGGAAACAGCUAAAGAGUAUAAAUACCUGGGUUUGAUGUUAAAACAGAAUUUCUAGAUUAUAAUGAAACUGUCAAGCAUUUAGUAAUGCAUGCAAAUAGAGCUCUAGGUGCAAUCAUAGCCAAAUGUAGAUGUAUGGGUGGUUUUCCUUUUAAAUGUUACACUAAAUUGUUUGAAUCCCUGGUUCUGCCUAUUUUGACCUAUGCUGCUGCUGUCUGGGGUUACAGAAGUUAUUCUUGUGUUAAUGCUGUGUUUAACUGGGCAUGUAGAUUUUAUUUAGGUGUGGGUAAAUACACCCCAAAUGCUGCUAUACAGGGUGAUAUGGGUUGGAAAACUCCAUGGCAACAGCAGUGGUCCUGUAUCUUUAAAAACUGGCAGAGACUCUGUGGUAUGCCUGACAGCCGAUUAUGUAAGCGUGUUUUUCAGUGGGCGGCUCAUUUGUCAAAUGUAAAAAACUAUGCGCAUACGAUAACAACAUUUCUUAGUUCUAUGAACUUAUCUCACCUUGCUCGUACAGAUAUGGUUUACUCAAGUAACGACCUUAAAUGUUUUGAUACGGCAGUGUCAAAGGCAGACGAGGAAUCAUGGCUACAGUUAAUAAAUACACCAGAAGGGAACAAACUACGCCCUUACUGCCUAUUUAAGGACACAUUUCAGACAGAGUCCUAUGUACAAAAUAUAUUAUCAAGACAGCUUAGAAGUGCUUUCGCUAAAUUCAGAUGUGAAGUUGCUGCUUUAGCAAUAGAAACUGGUAGAUAUACGAACACCCCAGUGGAUAGACGCUACUGUACUUUAUGUAUUAAUGGUUCCAUUGAAUCAGAGGCCCAUGUUCUUUUACACUGUGACAUUUAUGUGGACAUUGGCGCUGAACUAUUUAGUACACUUUCUAAGUAUAUUGUUAAUUUCAAUGAUCUUGAUGAUACAAAUAAAUUGUGUGUAAUUUUAGCUGGUAAACAUUGCAUCAAUGAAUGUGCCAAAGCCUGCCACCUCAUCCUUAACAGAAGAUUGUCUUUCAUGAGUUCCAAUUUAGAAAACUGUUCUGUGUUUUGUUUUUCAUGGUACCAUAGUGUACGUUUUUAUAAUCUUUUUUAUGAUGUUUUAGUUGGUGUCUCACAACUCUUUUUUGAGUGGUCCCCAACACUUUUUAUUUUGUCAAGGGGGAGGGGGGUAAAUUGUAUUGAAUAUUGUAUUUUUAUUAACAUAUUCCCUCUGUACCCUCAAGUACUUUUAAUGUGUGUUGUGGAGUGACACCAAAAUAAAGUUUAUCUAUCUAUCUAUCUAUCUAUGAAAAAAUGUACUAAAAAUGAAAUGUUUUCUUGUAUAUUUGCACGAAAUGUGGCUCUGUUUUUGGGAUUUAAGGGCUCUGCUUUUUUUAAAACCAAAAUAUAACAAUUUUUUUUCUUCUUUUUAUAUUGAUACAUGUGUUUAAUUGAUUUAUUUUUGCUUACAUUAAUGAAGACAAAUUACAACGAGAUCAUGUUUUUCUCUGAGGGUGUAAGCUUUACUGUACAUAAGACCAAAUAUUUACACUUAAUAAAUAAACUUCAUAAAACAAAA
This is a messenger RNA of Epinephelus fuscoguttatus (brown-marbled grouper), 4331 nucleotides long. Its product is annotated as zinc-binding protein A33-like. Bases 56 to 1726 code for a protein of 556 amino acids. The record is from RefSeq and is a predicted model, not a curated record. Gene Ontology annotation, molecular function: zinc ion binding; protein binding. Lineage: Eukaryota; Metazoa; Chordata; Actinopteri; Perciformes; Serranidae. The transcript is spliced from 10 exons.